Molecule: messenger RNA, 1426 nt
Organism: Varanus komodoensis (Komodo dragon)
Lineage: Eukaryota; Metazoa; Chordata; Lepidosauria; Squamata; Varanidae
Gene: CUNH8orf58
Product: chromosome unknown C8orf58 homolog
Exons: 7
Coding region: 2-1414 (470 amino acids)
Source: RefSeq, a predicted model, not a curated record
GAUGCUCAGAAUGCGGCGAGUCCUCUCGGUGGAGCCCUUCUGGAACCGAGGCGCUACCUGGAGACCAGUAGAAAGCUGUGUGGUGUUAACCUCGGUCAGCAUGUAUCGGAAGCUGCAGGACCCUCAACCCAAGUUGCCGCUCAGCCUGGAGCUGGAUGAUGGGAGCAGUGGUGAGGCAGGUCAGUGGGGCGAAGCCAGCUCACCAACAGAACCCGUGUCCCGUGAGCUGAGUUUCUUGCCUGUGAGUGGGAGGCUCGUCAAAUCCGAAUCGGAGGAUUCUGGAGUGGAGAUGGCCAGCAACGAUCAGUCUCCUUCUACCCCACUGGGCUCUGAUAAGAGCUUCUCCUUGGAUUGUCUGGACGGAUUCCAGCCUUCAGGGGGAGACUCCCCUCCUCUUCCCUCCCAUGAGAGUAGCCCCAAAACAGAUGGGCUGGAGGACUCCAGUGCUGGUCAAGAUCGGGCUUACCGCCGGAAUCUCUCCGUCAGCAAGAAAUUAGCCCAGGUGGUCCAGCGAUCACAGAAGCACCGCCUGCCUGGCCGCUCCCCCAGGAUGCUGAACCGAAGGUCCCGGAGCCUGGUGGAUCCAGAGGGGCUCGAUUCCUACCACUUGUGCCGGCCAGCGGGUGUUGAUGGGGUUGUGGGUGCAGCUGCCGGGGAAUUUAGCCAAGCACUUUCUGGCUACAGCAGUCCAGAGGAGGAAAGCAUAGAAGAAGAGGUGCACCGUGAGCCGCCGCUUACCAUGCCUGGACAGGGCCUGCGGUACUUGGAGCACAUCUGUCAGAUGCUGGAGAAAAUUGCUCACUUGCAGCGGGCCAACCUGCAGCUCCAGCAUCAGCAGCAGGUCAUGGAGGAUCGGAUCCGGGCCCAGGAGUUGGAGAAUCAGGAGGGCAUUCCUGAAGUUGCUUUGGAACCUGGCCCUGAGCUGGCGCGAGUAGAACCUCUGCCUGAGGCUUCAGCAGCCCCAGGAGUGCAGGGGGACGGAGAGGAGGAUCCCAGUCCACAAGGCUCUUGGCACCCUCACCACUUUCGGGCACGCUCUGCCUCAGACACACGAGUGUUGUGGAGUCCAGUCCACAACCAGGGAAAAAAGACCGAUUACUCCAGGAAGACAGCCUCUCACUUUGCCAGCUCGCCUAGCUUGAUGGAUCAGCAGGAUGGGGGUGUUCACACCUUGCCACCUGGCAUGAAGUUCAAGAAUGACCACUCAAACUGGGGCAAAGUCAAAGUGCUGAUCAACAGAAUCACAAGAAAGUCUGCACAGGCCAGUGAACCAACCUCUUCUGGUGGACCAGCCCCCAGCAAGCCGUGUGGAGUGGACCUUGUAUUGGGCAAACAGGAGUCGCACCCCAGGCGGCAUUUCCUGCCCACUCUGGGGGCCAAGAAACGCCGGUCGAAACACCUUUCCAUGCGGUGAGCUGCAGCUUCU